AUGACUUCUCCAGAGAUUCGCACCACCGCAGAAGAGUAUAAGGAUCGAUAUCCUGACAUCGAAUAUCUCGAAAUCUCACGUCCGGACGUCCAUCCGUUCUACGUCUACAACGGAUUCCAACCCGGACAAACCAUUCUCGAGAAAGGCCACGUUCGAGCUCCUGGAAAGAGAGCAUUCGGCACCGAUGUUAUUUUCGAUCGAGACGUUGGCAUUCUUAUGCGUGACGGCAUCACCAUUUAUGCAGACAUUUUUCGUCCAGCUAACUUGGACAAAAAAGUGCCUGCUAUUAUUCCUUGGAGUCCAUACGGAAAAACGGGAAAUGGUGUGCAACGCUAUGACGUGAUGGCGCCGUUUCGAGCAGGCAUUGCAAACGAUCGAACUUCUGGUUACGAAAAGUUCGAAGCACCGGACCCAGCAGAAUGGUGCGAAAGGGGAUACGCGAUUAUUAACAUUGAUGCUCGAGGUGCAGGAAAUUCUGAAGGAGAUAUCUCAUUCUGGGGAAUCCAAGAAGCUGAAGAUAUCUAUGAUACCAUCGAGUUCCUCACGAAGCAGCACUGGUGCAAUGUUUCUGUCGCAAUGGCUGGAAAUUCUUGGCUGGCUAUCUGUCAAAUCAAUUUUGCGUCACGACUUUCACAUCCGGCAUUGAAAGCCAUUGCGCCUUGGGAAUGCUUGACUGAUCCUUAUCGCGACAUCUUCGUCCGAGGAGGAAAGCCUCACCUCGAAGCGUUCAACGGGCUCAUCGUGAACGGAAUGGCAGGACCAAAUGGGCUGGAGAAUGCACCAGCCAUGGUACGGAAGAGACCGUUGUAUGACGACUACUGGCGUGAGAAGAAUAUCCCUGUGGAAAAUAUCGACGUACCCAUGUACAUCCUUGCAUCGUACUCCAGUGGGCUGCACACGAGGGGUUCUUUCCAUGCGUUUAGGGCGGCAAAGACAAAAGAGAAGUGGCUGAGGGUACACCCAUAUCAAGAAUGGUAUGAUCUAUACCGCCCGGAAAUGAAUGACGAGCUGCAGCGUUACUUCGACUACUAUUGUAAGGGAAUCGACAACGACUGGCCAGGCUCGACCCCUCCCGUUCGCCUCUCGUUGCUAGGGUUUAACAACAGUCCAGCAAAAACAGUGGUCGAGAGACCGGAGCAAUUUCCCCUCGCGCGUGCCCAGAACCAGAUCUAUUACUUGGACGGUGAUUCCAAGUCACUGAGUCUAUCUGCCGUCUCCCACGAGAGCUCGACGACCCACAAUGCCCACAGUCUGACAGCUUCAAGUGAUUUCACAUUUUACUUCACCAAGGCUACGGAGCUCUCUGGAUAUCCUAAAAUCAAGAUUUGGAUGUCCUGCAAGGAGCAUGACGACCUGGACGUCGCUGUUCAAAUACAAAAAAUCGACGCCAAAGGCAAUCUCCUCGAACAUCUCAACUACCCCUGCCCAGUUCCUGUUGAGGAAGUGCCGAACGUCAACACGGCGAAAACGCUCGGUCCACAAGGAUUCCUUCGGGCAUCGCAUGGCGUCAGCCUCGAUUUGAGCAAGUCAAGCGGCAAUGAAUUGUUUUACGCUCACGACAAACGCGAACCGAUCCUUCCCAAAGGUAAAAUUGUGCCGCUGGAGAUUCCCCUUUGGCCAAUUGGUAUGGUAUUUGCUGAGAAUGAGGGCAUUAUGGUCAGAAUUUCUGGGCAUAACAUGAACUAUCCCGAAACGGAGAUUCUUGCAUUGAAGGAGCCUGUGGAUCAUAAUGUCGGGUAUCAUACUAUCCAUACUGGUGGGAAGUAUGACAGCCUCCUUGUCUUGCCGGUUAUCAACGCGUAG
Desarmillaria tabescens is the source of this 1803-nucleotide messenger RNA. RefSeq names its product Alpha/Beta hydrolase protein. Bases 1 to 1803 code for a protein of 600 amino acids. NCBI's taxonomy places the organism in Eukaryota, Fungi, Basidiomycota, Agaricomycetes, Agaricales, Physalacriaceae. Gene Ontology annotation, molecular function: dipeptidyl-peptidase activity. The record is from RefSeq and is a predicted model, not a curated record. The transcript has 6 exons.